AUGUCUUUUGCCACGCAAGCAUUUCCUGCCGCGUGCGGCGAGCCAAGCUCUGCUACCAACAUCCGGCCUGUGAACGGGUCUGUGGGCGGCACGUCAGCCGGAGACGACUCAGAUCGCAAGCUGCGCACUCUCUCGCGCAUUCUAGACAAACGGCGCGGAGGCCGCAAGCGCCUGGCAGCCAGGGGGGCGAAGCUGGCCAACUUGAUUGUCAAUCGCCUCCUUGUUUCUGAGGGUGCGGCCGCGAUGGGGGUUGCCCUGGUAUCUGAGGACCUGCGUGGCGAGAUCCAUAUACCUCUUGACUACUGCUGGCUCCCCUUGCCUGGAGUUUUGCUGAGCGGUCUAUUUACCAAAGUCCCGUAUCACACCAUCUGUGAAGACAUUGGAAUUCCCAACCUCGCUCCUCUGCAGUUCACACCCUUCCUCUCAACAGGAUUUGUAGCGGUAGGGUUCGAGAUGUCCGAGAUAAGGAAAGCAUGGGAUGUGUCUGUCUCCAAACACUUGGAAUUGCAGGCGAUUCGUGGGCGAUACAACUUUGGUGAUGGCGCGGCCGCCGGCUUCUCCGGUAGGCAGGGCAAUCCUCAUAGCCAGACGUUCUUUUGCAAAGCCUGCACAGUACGUCCGGCAUCCGGUCGAGGUCACAGUGGCCGGCAUGUGGGUGGCAACGUCACCGCCAUGGUGAUUGACCUCGAUGAUACAGUGGAAUCAGGCACGAAGUACCCAUGA
This is a messenger RNA of Diaporthe amygdali, 723 nucleotides long. RefSeq lists its product as uncharacterized. The transcript has 4 exons. Lineage: Eukaryota; Fungi; Ascomycota; Sordariomycetes; Diaporthales; Diaporthaceae. Bases 1 to 723 code for a protein of 240 amino acids. The record is from RefSeq and is a predicted model, not a curated record.